Molecule: messenger RNA, 2161 nt
Organism: Chelmon rostratus (copperband butterflyfish)
Lineage: Eukaryota; Metazoa; Chordata; Actinopteri; Chaetodontiformes; Chaetodontidae
Product: cylicin-1-like
Exons: 15
Coding region: 1-1746 (581 amino acids)
Source: RefSeq, a predicted model, not a curated record
AUGAAAAGACAUAUCGUUACCACACUGCCUUAUGCUCACCUCACACUGUUGAUCAGCUUUAGUCAAAUUGUAUUCCACUGUACAGACAAUGAAUGGGUCUGUAGACUCGGAUCUGCUUACAAUCUGUCAACAAGUGUGUGUUUUUUUUGUGUGUGUGUCCACUGCAUAUGUAAAUUUACAUCUACAGGGGAAAUACAAGGUGCAGGUAUGCACAGUAAGCCUGAGCUUGAUUGUGUUUGUGCUCUUUCACAGGAUGAAGAGGAGAGUGAGCUCAGCAGCUCAGCUGCUGCUCUUUCAGCAGCUGGUGGUGAGAUCGCAGAACAGAGCGCUGAUGGAGAUACAAAAAAAGCUGAAGACGCUGACAAGGAUAAGAAAGAAGACGGCAAACUGUCUUCUUCACCGGCUGGGGGAACACAGGCAUUAACUGAAGGCAUUGAGGAUGGCCACCUGAGUGAUGAUGAGGGAGAGGGAGGGGAGGAUAAGGAUAAGAAGAAGAAGAAGUUAAAGAAGAAGAAGAAGAAGGAUUCUGGCUCGUCUUCAGACAGUGACGAUGACAAAAAAGACAAGAAGAAGAAGAAGAAGAAGAAGAAGGAAAAGGACUCCUCCAGCUCCUCCUCUUCUUCAUCUGACAGCUCCUCCUCAGACAGCGAAGAUGACAAGAAGAAGAAGAAGAAGAAGAAGAAAAAGAAGAAGAAGGCAAAGAAGAAGAAGGAUAAGGACUGCAGCUCCUCCUCUGAUAGUGAAGAUGAUAAGAAGAAGAAGAAGAAGAAAAAGAAGAAGAAGAAGAAGAAGUCCGACUCUUCUGAUGAUAGCUGCUCUUCUUCCUCAUCCUCAUCCUCUUCUUCUGAUAGUGAUGACGACAAGAAAAAGAAGAAAAAAAAAGAUAAGAAAAAGAAGAAGAAGAAGAAGAAGAAGAAGGAUUCCUCUUCUUCCUCGUCUUGUUCUGACUCCUCCAGUGAUUCUUCUUCUAGUGAUGACGAUAAGAAGAAAAAGAAGAAGAAAAAGGAUAAGAAGAAGAAGAAAAAGAAAGACAAGGAAACGGACUCUGAUUCUUCCAGCAGUGAUGAUGAUAAGAAGAAGAAAAAGAAGAAGAAAGACAAGAAGAAGAAGAAAAAGAAGGAUUCCUCCUCUUCCUCGUCUUGUUCUGACUCCUCCAGUGAUUCUUCUUCUAGUGAUGAUGAUAAGAAGAAAAAGAAGAAGAAAAAGGAUAAGAAGAAGAAGAAAAAGAAAGACAAGAAAAAGGACUCUGAUUCUUCUAGCAGUGAUAAUGACAAGAAGAAGAAAAAGAAGAAGAAAGACAAGAAGAAGAAAGACAAAAAGAAGGACUCAUCGAAUUCAUGUGACAGUUCUGGUGGCAGUGACAAGGAAAACAAAGAGGAGAAGAAGGAGAAGAAGGAAAGCGCUGGCAGUAAGCAAAGCGGCGAGCCAAAAAGGGAGAUUUCAGGCUCAGGUGGUGCCGGACUCCCAGCUCCGAGUGGCAGCAGCUAUAAGCCAGGUGGCGCUUCUGCCGUCCCCUUCGCGUCCCUCCCCUCCAAACCCGUCCUGAAGCUGGAUCCUCUGAAUCCUUCAGCUGUCCCCACGCCCUCUGCCUCCGGCUCCUCGCUGAGUAUUGGAGAGUGGCCCUCCGUUCGCAGACCUCCCAGCCCCAUGGAGUCCCUGAUAGGGAGCCCCAGGAGAUAUGGAGACAGAGGGACCCACACCACUUCCCAGUACUUCUCUAGUAGAGGCCCCAGGCCUUACCAAUAAUGAAAUGUCAUAGAUCCAAAUAGAUGUUACAGAUUUUUAUAAAGCAUGGCUUACAUGACAUGGGAGGAAGCUGCAUGUGAUGAUGUGACAUGCUUUAUUAAUGCUCCCAGUGCCUGGAUUGCAUGCAUGAAAACAAUGAUGACUCAGCAUGCGAAAGAAAAGCAGAUUUUUUUGGGGUGUGUUUUCUGGGGGCAUACAGAGGUUGCUGGGUAAAGACGUGCUGUGACUUGAUGGAGCUUUUCAUGUUGAGGAAGAUAAUUAUACUGUGACAAAGAAUGUUUUUUUUUUUUAAAUCAAUUUUAAUGUAACAUCAUUUGGUAAGAAAAGGCACGUUUGUGGCAGAAGUAUUGAUUCACACUCACGUGAAAUAACUCAAAAUACUUGCUUUGCAGAAUAAAACUAUGCUUUUAUGUAA